AUGGAUAACCUAUGGGCUCGUCGCACAAACACCAGCAAGCUUUCCUUGACGACGCCAACCAACAGCGCCACGGGUGAUUCCACCAGAUUUGCCUCCUCCAGACGCCAGGAUGGCAAGUCAACCGGCUUUCCCUCUAACCCGGGAAGCGCUCUGGCCUCGCCCACCACGGGCGGCGGUGCCUCCAGCGCUUUCGGUCUAGGCUCUGGCGCCUUUGCCUCCUUUGGCUCUGCGAAGACGCCUAAGACGUCAAGCAACCCCUUUGAUACCGCCAUGGCAUCCGCCGUGCCCAAGCAGGGCUCCGGAAAAGAUAGCUCUAGGGCGGUACCGAAAUCCCGAAACAUGGCCUCCAUAUCAGAAGCAAAGCCCUCUGGGGCUGCUGUCGGCCAGAUACACCCGCUGAAAGACGCCUGGUCAUUCUGGUACCGUCCGCCCAUCUCUAAAGCCCACGGCUACAUCGAGUACGAGAAUACCUUGCACGGAAUUGCCACCGUACGUACGGCUGAGGAAUUUUGGGAAGUCUAUUCACAUCUAAAGAGGCCUUCCUCUCUGCCAGUUGUUUCCGACUACCACCUCUUCAAAAAGGACAUUCGCCCUAUUUGGGAGGAUGAAAUCAACAGAAAGGGUGGAAAGUGGGUCGUCAGAAUGAAGAAGGGUGUGGCUGACCGACACUGGGAAGACUUGCUCCUCUCUCUGAUCGGUGACGAAUUUGGUGAUGCCGGCGAGGAAGUCUGCGGUGCCGUGCUCAGUAUGCGCAACGGUGAAGAUAUUCUGAGCAUCUGGACUCGAACGGAUGGUGGUCGUGUCCUCAAAAUUCGCGAAACCAUGAAGCGUAUCCUCAACUUCCCACCCAACACCCGCGUUGAGUUCAAGAGCCAUGACUCCAGCAUCCAGCAGCGCACCGCUAUCGAUGGACAGCGUCGUGAGAAAGCCAUACAGCAUCACAACGACAAGCGAAACGCCGGCAGCUCAAGACAGAGCCAUGAGUAG
Messenger RNA from Beauveria bassiana ARSEF 2860, 987 nucleotides. Its product is annotated as translation initiation factor 4e. Gene Ontology annotation, molecular function: translation initiation factor activity; RNA 7-methylguanosine cap binding. Lineage: Eukaryota; Fungi; Ascomycota; Sordariomycetes; Hypocreales; Cordycipitaceae. Gene Ontology annotation, cellular component: cytoplasm; eukaryotic translation initiation factor 4F complex. The coding region runs from base 1 to 987 and encodes 328 amino acids. Gene Ontology annotation, biological process: translational initiation. The transcript has 3 exons. The record is from RefSeq and is a predicted model, not a curated record.